This is a messenger RNA of Penicillium robsamsonii, 2010 nucleotides long. RefSeq names its product fungal specific transcription factor domain-containing protein. Gene Ontology annotation, biological process: DNA-templated transcription; positive regulation of transcription by RNA polymerase II. Bases 1 to 2010 code for a protein of 669 amino acids. The record is from RefSeq and is a predicted model, not a curated record. NCBI's taxonomy places the organism in Eukaryota, Fungi, Ascomycota, Eurotiomycetes, Eurotiales, Aspergillaceae. Gene Ontology annotation, molecular function: sequence-specific DNA binding; zinc ion binding; DNA-binding transcription factor activity, RNA polymerase II-specific. The transcript has 6 exons.
AUGAGAAACCAACAAGAAUGCCUCGUGGAAGACCCUGCCACAGGGCUACAUCGCCCGCGUGACUACAUGCAGUCACUUGAAUCACGCGUGGUUUAUCUGGAAGGGCUUCUUCGGGAAUCGCGUCCAGGCGUAACCUGCUAUGGAGACGAUCAGAAUGAGGCUAGGAAUGUCGAGCCCAUUGCUCCGUUUGUUCCAACAACCUCGGCUCAAACCCCGGAAGCUUCAACCUUCAGCCAAUUACGGGACUCACCGGGGCCGUAUACGAGUUCUACCCAUACACAUAAAGCACCAUCAUCACUUUCAAGGGAGCACGCCGGGCAAGUCGACCAUCUUUCUUCUGAAGUUGCCCUGCUCUGUCUGAAUGCCGCGGGUGGUGAGCCCCACUAUUUCGGUCCUUCGUCGGCGGUCUCCUUCUCGAGGAUCAUCAGUGCAACAAUGGGUCUCAAAGGCGAGAAAUCGUCAUCGUUGCCGCGUACUUUUGAAGACUCAGAGGAGAGCCACCCUAAUACACGCCCAGAUAGAGUACCACGACUACCAUCACCAAGUGUUUCGGUUAAUCUAUCGCGGGCUUAUUUCGAUAAUAUUCAUCCUCAGUACCCUUUUCUACACCGACCAACCUUCUGCAAAUGGGAACAAGAUGUCCGUGGACCUAGCCAGUCAGUAAACAUUUCUACCGCCGGUGACGUUUCACUAUUUUUCGUCCUCAUGGUUUAUGCGACAGGCUCCCUUGUAUUGAGUCAAAAUCAGCACGGUGCAGCGGCGAUGUACUAUUCUAUGGCCUUGGAUUACCUCCCCUCGGUCCUUGCGCUUAAUAACCUGGAAUCAAUCCAAAGUAUACUAUGCUGCGCCGUGUACUCAAUCAGAUCACCUACUGGAGCCAGUCUUUGGAAAAUAUCAGGCAUGGCCAUUCGUCAUUGUAUCGAGCUAGGAUACCACAGAAGUGCAGAAAGAUAUCGCAGGCAUGUUGAUCCCUUGACAAAGGAGAUGUCUAGAAGGUGCUUUUGGGUCGCAUACGACAUUGAUCGUGUUGCAGCUUUCACCCUCGGUCGGCCAGUGGGUAUCCCAGAUGAGCUGAUCGAUACAGAGCUUCCUAUGGAUAUCGAAGACGAGAAUAUUACUCACACGGGUUUACUGGCGAAUCCCCGUGCUACCGAUGACCAGGUGCCAACAAUCAUGACGGGUACCCUCCAUGUUAUCAAGUUAAGACAACUAUGGGCAAAAUUCCAUGCCAAUCUCUAUUCACCUCAAUUACAAUAUGCCAGUACGGGUAGCCAAUUUGCCACAGUUGAUACUUUGCGCCAAGAAUUGGAAGAGUGGCAUGCAUCAGCUCCCACACACCUAGACUAUUCAUCGUCUCAUCCUUUAUCGGUAUUUGCGUCAAACGAAUGGUUCCAAAUUGCAUACAAUCAUUCAAUCCUGAUUCUAUAUCGCUCAUAUAUCACCGGGGUCCUGGGCAAACGACGACAAGGAUCUGGCCAAAACGAGUCGAACAGCACCGACUUCAUUGAAGAGGAAGACAAUCUCCAAAGAGCAUUCGAAAAUUGUUCUCGCUGUGCCCGUGAGAUAUGUGUGCUGUAUCGUCGCCUCUACCAGAAAUCAACUGUCCAAUUCACUUGGGGAAGUCUCCAUAUUCUGUUCCUAGGCGGGUUAACAUAUUUGUAUUGUCUCUGGCGGUCAUGGAGAGUUCGCCAGCAGACUAAACAGAGCGAGGUAAUAAAUACAUGCAUGGCCUGCACAACAGUCUUGGUGAUUAUAGCUGAGCGAUGGAACUUGGCUACAUCGUAUCGCGAUAUCUUCGAAACACUCUCUGAGAAAACCAUCAACAUGAUCUGCGGAAACGAUAAACUCGCUGGACUGGCCACUCCGCAGGCACAAUGGACCGUUCCUUGUGACACCCUUCCCCCUGGCCUGUCGCCAAGAGACUGGAGUUUGGGCUUUGAUGAUUUCUCCAUGCCUCAAGGCUCGGACUGGUUUAUUCAAGAGUUUUUACAAGAAUUUCCAGAAUCUUAG